Erigeron canadensis is the source of this 1606-nucleotide messenger RNA. RefSeq names its product WD repeat-containing protein VIP3-like. Gene Ontology annotation, molecular function: protein binding. The record is from RefSeq and is a predicted model, not a curated record. The coding region runs from base 144 to 1343 and encodes 399 amino acids. NCBI's taxonomy places the organism in Eukaryota, Viridiplantae, Streptophyta, Magnoliopsida, Asterales, Asteraceae. Gene Ontology annotation, cellular component: Cdc73/Paf1 complex. The transcript is spliced from 2 exons.
CAUCCCCUUAAAAUAUUUAUAAAAUAAAAAAAGUUCCCCAUUGAGUGACAUACUACUAUCUUAGGGUUAGGGUUUAUUUCUGACUUUCAUCGUCUUCUUCUGAUAACCUUCUUCUUCUUUCGAAAACCCACCAACCGCCGCCCAUGGAAAUUGAUCUGAAAUUGAAUGGAGAACUAUCUUUUGAAACACCCAUAUCUGUGUGCAGCUGGAACCCGAAGAUUCCCGGUGGUCUUGUCACCGGAGACUUCGAUGGGCAUGUUAAAGUAUGGAAUUUGCUCUCGAAAAGUAAAAUUGAAUUUCAAACAUUGAUGAAAACUGAACGGGUGGAUAGUUUUAGAAGUAUCGUAUCAAUAGAUAUUCAUCCAGAUGGGGAUACUGUAGCUGUAUCUUCGUCAAAUGGAUCCGUAAGAGUCGGCAGUAUUUCUAAAAAAAGACAAAUCUUUUACAUUUUUGGCGAGCCACAUGAAGAGAAAGGAAAAACAGAAGAAAAAGUCAAACCAGAAGCAAAAGGAAAAGGAAGAGGAAGAAAAAAGCAACCUAAAGAUGAAGCCCCACAACCUGAAGAUCUGCCGCAACCCAAAGAUGAAGCCCCACAACCUGAAGUUCUGCCGCAAUUGGAAGAUAAGUUGGAGCAACCCAAAGACGAAGCCCUGCAAUCUGACUAUGCUAUCGACCAGAUAUUGUUCAGUCCUAAGGGCACCCAUCUUGCUGGUGCUGGAGGGGUGAGUGCAUCCAUAAAAAUAUGGAAUGUUAAUGAAUGGAAGAAGAGUGACUCUAAUAGUCAUUUUGAUUUACUUUGUACUCUUACUGAAGAACCUCUCAAAUGUUUUAAGGGCAUCAAGAAUAGCAAUAUUACUUCCGUUGCAUGGAAUAAUAGUGGAGAUCAUGUGGCAUGUGGGUCCAUGGGGGGUCCUAUAUUUGUCUUUGAUGUCCCUAGAAAGCAGUUAUUGCAUACACUUAAUUGCGUAACCGAGCCUAUCAAUUCUCUUGCUUAUUCACCUAUAGCCGACAAGCUUCUUGUUUCGGGUUCGUAUGACACGUGCGUUCGUGUACAUGAUCUUGAAAAAAAUGAACCUUUCAAGCUCACAGGUCACUUGGGUUCCAUUUUAAGUGUUGAAUUUUGCCCAAAGGGUAAAACCAUUGUAUCAUGCUCCGUGGACAAGACUUUCAAGUUGUGGGACGUGAAGGAAAGGAAAUUAAUUACCACCAGGACCAAUCUCCAAAAUGGUGUUUGUGGAGUUCAGUUUUUACGGGCGGAAGAUAAAGAGACUCUACUUGCUACUAUAUCAGGUGAUUCUAUGAUGAUAUCACUAUACAAGUUCUUGGAAACACAGCCUCGAUAGUUCUCCACUAAGAAUUAGUGUUUUCUGGAUUACUAAUCAGAUUUGAUGUCGUGUUUGAUUAUCUUGUGUUGGCUGUUGUGUUAAUGACCUACUGUGUAUGCUUUUCGAUUCUUAAUAUGUACUUGAUAUAUUCUUAAUAUAACAUUUUGCAGUUAGGGUAAAGGCAUUGCAGUAAGGUUAGCCUGUUGGUGAGAUGCUGUGUUAUUGCCAUCUUACAAUUUACAAAACCUAUGUUCUUUCUUUUAUGACAUGGUUUUUCUUUA